This is a messenger RNA of Stegastes partitus (bicolor damselfish), 5048 nucleotides long. It is a transcript of the gene mxd1, whose product is annotated as MAX dimerization protein 1. Gene Ontology annotation, biological process: negative regulation of transcription by RNA polymerase II. The transcript has 6 exons. Gene Ontology annotation, molecular function: protein dimerization activity; DNA-binding transcription factor activity, RNA polymerase II-specific; RNA polymerase II cis-regulatory region sequence-specific DNA binding. The coding region runs from base 832 to 1500 and encodes 222 amino acids. Lineage: Eukaryota; Metazoa; Chordata; Actinopteri; Pomacentridae. The record is from RefSeq and is a predicted model, not a curated record.
ACAAGCCACUAUUUUGGAAGCAGUUUGACAAACAGUCACUGUUCCCCAGUUGAUGUCAGUCGCUAUCUGCGUUUCCAGCGAGACGUAUCACGCGCUAUCAGCGAUAAACCAGCACAAAACUAGCCAGCCACUUUGCCCCGAACCGAUAAGGUUGGAUGACAUCGUCGGUUGAACUUUAAGACAGCUAGCUCUUUUUUUUACAUUCAUUUCACAUCAGGCAAGUGUGACAACUGCACAGGCUAACGUUUUUUUGUUUACUGGCUGAAGCUUUACAACAUACAACCGAGAUAGCAACAACUUUCCACCGUCAUUUGGCAACUUGUCAUUAGCGCUAACGUUAGCCAACUUCAUUUUUAUUUUUUUUUGCCAAAUACAACGGAUUAUUUUUAUUUGUGAAGCAGCCCUUCGUUUUGUCAACAAGCCGCCUUUUUUCACAGAGCUGCUUAGAAAAUCAACGAUAUUUAGCUAACAGUUUGGUUUAAAAGGGGUGCAAAGUAUUUUAGCUGUUGUAGAAGUGUUAGCCUUGUUUCGCCAGCUAACGCCAAACCUUUACUUACACCAUUAUUUUUCAGCAGUCAUCAAGGAAGAGACUAGUUUGGCUUUUUAAAUUGGUUGCCGCUGUGUCCACGACCUUUAACUUUUAAAUACCCCGACUGAUACACUGCAGGAGCAACUCUUAACCGUCUCCUUUCGCCUUUUAAAAAUAAGAAGUGACAGAACAGCGAGCUACCUGAGUGUUAAAAGCAGUGCCAGUGGUAGGACCUGAAGCAGGUUGUGUACAGUCACGGAAUCCCUCAUCGGAUUGUUAUAUUAUCAGUGUUAUUGUUGAAAAUGGCGGCGAUCGGAAUGGUGCAGAUGUUGAUCGAAGCAGCCGAGUACCUUGAUCGCAGGGAACGAGAAGCUGAACAUGGCUAUGCCUCCAUGCCACCCUUCAUCAGCAGUCGAGAGAGGGAAAGCUUGAAAAGGAAAAGCAAAAGCAAGAAAAACACAAGUAGCAGGUCUACGCACAAUGAAAUGGAAAAGAACAGACGGGCACAUCUACGGCUGUGUUUAGAGCGCUUGAAAUCCCUUGUUCCCUUGGGACCAGAUGCGAACAGGCACACCACCCUCAGCCUGCUCAUGAAGGCCAAAGAUCACAUCAAGAGGUUGGAGGAGAGUGAUAGGAGAGCUCAGCACACCUUAGAGCAGCUACAGCGGGAGCAGAGACACCUGAGGAGGCGUCUGGAGCAGCUGGGGGUGGAGAGGACCCGCAUGGACAGCACCGGCUCGUCUCACUCCUCCGACAAGUCCGACUCUGAUCAGGAGGACCUGGAUGUGGAUGUGGAGGGGACGGACUACCUGCUGGGUGACCUGGAGUGGAGCACCAGCAGUGUGAGCGACUCAGGGGACGAGCGAGGCAGUCUGCGCAGCAGCUGUAGCGAUGAGGGCUACUCCAGCGCCAGCCUGCUGCGCCUGCAGGACACUCAGGAGAGGGCCAAGCAGCUGGGCUGCAGCCUAUAAACAGCACUGGUCACUGACCCAACACCCACCUCCUCCCAUCAGCCAAUCCUGUCCCAAUAUUGUCUCACCACUCCUCGGUCCUGGUCCUACCUGACCGCCCCCUCCGUCUCUUUCUCCUCCCUUCCCUAUCAGGACCGACCAAGUCUGAGGCCGCUCUUCGAGCCGGGCCUCGCACGGUGGCUUCCAUUCAGACUGCGACCUCUCUGAGACACCCACCCACAUCCAGCCCAUCAUCAGCGGUCAGUCUUUAAGGGUGUCACCCGCUCUGCUCUGCACCAAUCAAACGAGCGGGGUUUUAAAGACACUCCAACCCCUCCGCCCCGCCGUCCGUCAGAAACACAACUGUCAGCCAGAGAAUGUUACCACACAAUGUCCCACUGCCUCUUUUUCUAUGCCUCAAGAGCCAUGGGAAGCACUUUUCACCUUUACUUCACACACAUACAUCAACACACACAUGCACACACCCCUCCAUCGCGACUAGUUGUCCAGUGAGAUCUCCCAAAGGUGUGACACUGACAUGAUGUGGGGCCUUUUUUCUGCCCCGCUCACCAGUCAACCAUCUGUGCAUGGUACUUUGCACUUAAAAUUGCUUUUGUAAACAAAACUGUGUCAUCUCUUUCAAACACUGUCUCUUAAUAACUUAAAGGCCCCUCGCUGCAGCUAUGGCAGUAAUGUUACCAGACGAAAUGAGUGUUUGAAAAACAUGUCAGUCUGCAGACUCUGUGGACAUUAAACUAGACUGUGCGUGGUGUUAAACUGUCGGGGCCGACAGCAAUACGUCCCUUCGUACCCGAGCUUUGGCAGGCAGACUCGCAACUACCCUGUAAUUUUAUGUCCACACCUGCCAUUCAGAGGAAAAAGUAACAGAAAAACAAACAAAAAAAAUCGUGCAGCAUGAGAUUGUGAAACGGGAGCUCGGGGAGGGUUUUGGGGGUGGGUUUGAUGUUUUCUGCCUCUCUCUGAUGACGGUGGCGUUUUUAGCAGCUUCCUUUUCUCAUAUGUGUGUUUGUCACGUCUGAGCCUGGCGACGACGGCGGCUGCUGGCAGGUUUGGAAACUUUUAACACCAGCCACCAGGCCGAAUGCUGGUAUAUAUUAGCAGGUGCUGGUACUUUUGUACACUACUCCUUCACUGCCCCGUUCACCAGGUACUAACAGGAAAGGAUGAGCCGAUCUACUGAGAGCAGUCGAGAGACUGGAGCACAUUCCACUAUGUAGAGAAGACAGGCAGGUGAGACUGAGAGCACUAUUUUUUGUGAGUGGAUGUUCCUAAAAAUUAUUUAUGAAGGGAGAAGAGUUUGAGACGAGGCGAGUCACCCUGAAACAGAACGACUGGCUUUGACUUUUCGGUGAGAACACAAGCCUGAAUCUUUCGCUGAGCUUGUUCACAUCUGAAAAGCACUAAAAUGUUAAAACCACAGAUUUUCUCUCCUUUGCCUUGCCUUCAUAGCUAUUUAUUGUUUCUGCAAAAAUGUACACCUUUUAAUGUAAAUAGUUUACAGAAAGAUCUCUAUGUCUAUCAGCAAAUGUAUUUAUUAGAUUUACUAAAUAUAUAGAUGAAUAUAUAAAAAUAUAUUUAAUUAGUCAUAGCUUAUGUUCUUCUUGUGAGGUUUAUUGAGAGUUUCUUAUAUGUAGUUUGUUUGCACAGCCUAGUCGAUCCAUAGAGUAUUUAGAACUUGUCUCUUGUGCCUCAAGGUUUUUGUGUCUGUUGAAUUCGGCACGAUGCUCCUAGGAAAUGAAAUGUUUUAUUUGUGGUUGACUCUAACUUUUAGCUGUUUUCAAAGCCAUCCUGCCCUAUUAAAUGGAGGAAUAAUAAGAUUAAAAAAAAAAAAGAAAUCAGAAUAACUUGUAAAAAUGUGAAUUAAAAAGUAUAAAAGCGAGAGGAGCCGGUGGCCAGGCUGAGCGGGGCGGCAAUUCCUCCGGCAAAGCUGUGUUGCCUGCUCGCCCCCCCUCCCCAGUGCUGAGGAACCUCAGACAAAAUGGCUGCUUGGCCUCAUGAGAUCUCAGCCAUUCGCACGGUUUCAUCGCGGGCAGGGAGAGGAUCGCAGAUUGUUGAAUGUACACGUCCUCAGACCCUGCAGUGUAGCAGCACGGUGCCAAAGGAAGCUCCCUGCCUGCUUGUGCACGCGCCACUCGCGAAUCUCAGUUAAAGCAUGAAGAUGGUACACCAAAAAAAAAAGAAGAAAAAAAAAACACCAAAAAAAAACAAAAUAAGAAAAAGAAAAUCGGAAAAAUAGAUAUAGGCUUGUUCAGUACUUUGAGUGUGGAAUGCUGCUUAUUUCUGUCAAGUUAAAACCUUUUCAAAUGGAGAGGAACUGUGUAGCCACGCUUAGAAAGGAAAUGUAUUGGAAAAGUAGGUGUGUGUGGGCAGGUGUGUUCACUGAAAUGCCAUCUGUCGGUGCGUGCAUGUGUGUACAGUAUGCAAGUGUGUGUGUGUGUGUGUGUGUGUUUUUCGUCACUGUCUUCAGAGAGAAAUAUUUGGGGUGGUAGAGGGUGGGUGGGUUAAAAAACAACAAAUUGUUAGGCUGUGUUUCUGUUCUGGUUUCCUGUUCAUUUGUUUACUAGUAAAAUGCAAAAAAAAAAAAAAGCCAACUUGUCAAAGACUUCAUGUAUUAACCUGAGCGUUAAUGUCUGUCUGUGGGAGUCUCAUGUUUCCUCCUUUCUUUCCUCCAUCCAUGGCCUCUUAUUUGUCUUCCGCCAAGCUACCUGUGUAUACGUACGUACGUGUAUGUGUGCGUUUCCCGUAUGCGUGUUUGCCAAGCGACCAUGUGCGAGCGCAACUCCCUCCUCUACAUGCUGGGUUGGCAUCCAUGGUGCAGGGAGGUGUGCGAGUGUGUGUGUGUGUGUGUGUGUGUGGUGGAGCAGCUAGUGUAUUCUGUGUGUCAGAUCUCACAUGCAACUUACUGUUCCUCAGCCGCCUCCCUCCUUCCUCACUCCCCCCAAAUACAAAGACCCUGGUGCUCUCAGCAUCUGCCUUAAGACGCAGGUGUGGAAUCUCUUAAAGAACAAGACUACAGUCAGACCAGUUGUUUAAGCUACAGCUUCCAGCAUCAGAGGGAAACUCAUGUUCCUGUGUAUUUUUGGUUUUUGCACAUUUUGUCCCUGCAUACAAAGUGGCUAAUAAUGCCUUAAAACAGACACAAAUGUACGACCUAACAGAAGUAUAUGAUAUGUAUGAGUGUUUAUGAUAUAGCGACAUGUAUCACAAAGGUCAUUCCUUUUCAUUGUGACGGUCUCAGGCAUGGUGCUUUCAUGCAUUUACACACAACACACACACACACACACCGCGUCAUAGCUCCAUGAACAUCGUCGUCACCUGCCGCCUUUCUCCUCGGAAAGGUCAAAUGUCUAUUUGCUGACUAAUAACGUUAAGGUGGACGUUUUGUGCACUUACUUUUUAAAAAUUGGAGAAUUUGGACACUGUCUUCUAAAUAAAUCACUUCAAAUGUGGAGAAACAAACCCUUUGACAAUGAAUUGUGAAGCAGCAAUUUAUAUUUGCCAGUGAUAUUAAGGGAAUAAAACAUUUGAAACCCUUGUUUACCUACCUA